Molecule: messenger RNA, 1944 nt
Organism: Empidonax traillii (willow flycatcher)
Lineage: Eukaryota; Metazoa; Chordata; Aves; Passeriformes; Tyrannidae
Gene: HMGCS1
Product: 3-hydroxy-3-methylglutaryl-CoA synthase 1
Exons: 11
Coding region: 34-1626 (530 amino acids)
Biological process (GO): acetyl-CoA metabolic process
Cellular component (GO): cytosol
Molecular function (GO): hydroxymethylglutaryl-CoA synthase activity
Source: RefSeq, a predicted model, not a curated record
GAACUGUCAUCUCCGAGGGCUCGUCGCGGUUUUAUGGAAGAAGCCAGAUCUACCACGAUGCCUGGGUCUCUUCCAGUGAAUGCUGAAUCCUGUUGGCCCAAAGAUGUGGGAAUUGUGGCGCUAGAAAUAUAUUUUCCCUCUCAGUAUGUUGACCAGACAGAGCUAGAGAAGUAUGAUGGUGUGGAUGCAGGGAAGUACACCAUCGGGCUCGGCCAGGCCAGGAUGGGGUUCUGCUCUGACCGGGAGGAUAUCAACUCUCUCUGCUUGACUGUGGUCCAGAAGCUCAUGGAGAGGAACAACCUUUCCUACGAUUGUAUUGGGAGAUUAGAAGUUGGAACGGAGACCAUCAUUGAUAAAUCAAAAUCUGUGAAGACUGUCCUGAUGCAGCUGUUUGAAGAAUCUGGUAACACAGAUGUGGAAGGAAUCGACACCACCAAUGCAUGCUACGGAGGCACUGCUGCUCUUUUUAAUGCCAUUAAUUGGAUUGAGUCCAGUUCUUGGGAUGGACGCUAUGCCCUUGUGGUGGCUGGAGACAUCGCUGUCUAUGCCUCUGGGAAUGCGAGGCCAACUGGUGGGGCUGGUGCCGUUGCCAUGCUGGUUGGUCCAAAUGCACCCUUGAUCUUUGAGAGAGGGUUGCGUGGAACCCACAUGCAGCAUGCCUAUGACUUCUACAAACCAGAUAUGGUCUCUGAAUACCCUGUGGUGGAUGGCAAACUCUCUAUACAGUGCUACCUCAGUGCUUUGGAUCGCUGCUAUACUGUCUAUCGCAACAAAAUCCAUGCCCAGUGGCAGAAGGAGGGGACAGACAGACGUUUCACCUUGAAUGAUUUUGGAUUCAUGAUCUUUCAUUCUCCGUACUGUAAACUGGUACAGAAAUCCGUGGCCAGACUCUUGCUGAAUGACUUUCUCAGUGACCAGAACCCAGAAACAGCAAAUGGUGUUUUCAGUGGUCUGGAAGCUUUCAGGGAUAUAAAACUUGAAGAUACGUAUUUUGACAGAGAUGUGGAAAAAGCUUUUAUGAAAGCUAGUGCGGAGCUCUUCAAUCAGAAAACCAAAGCUUCGUUGCUCGUGUCCAAUCAGAAUGGAAAUAUGUAUACCCCUUCAGUCUAUGGUUGCCUUGCCUCUCUUCUAGCCCAGUACUCCCCAGAGCAGCUGGCAGGACAGAGAAUCAGUGUGUUCUCCUACGGCUCUGGGUUUGCUGCUACCCUGUAUUCCAUCAGGGUUACCCAGGAUGCCACUCCAGGUUCUGCACUGGACAAGAUAACUGCCAGCCUUUCUGAUCUCAAAGCAAGACUUGACUCAAGAAAGUGUAUUUCACCUGAUGUCUUUGCUGAAAACAUGAAGAUCAGACAGGAAACACACCAUUUGGCCAACUAUAUUCCACAGUGCUCAGUAGAGGAUCUCUUUGAAGGAACCUGGUACCUUGUGCGUGUGGAUGAAAAACACAGGCGAACUUAUGCCCGGCGCCCACUCCUGGGUGAUGGACCUCUGGAGGCAAGAGUUGGAGUUGUGCACCCAGGCAUUGUUCAUGAGCACAUCCCAAGCCCUGCUAAGAAAGUGCCAAGAAUCCCUGCAACAACAGAAACUGAAGGCGUUACUGUUGCCCUUUCCAAUGGGGAGCAUUAAGAUACCUCUGUGAGGUGGGAAAAGAAAGAAGGUGUAAGGGUAGGGUGAGAGAGAGAGAAAUAGGAUUGCAGUAGUGCUGAAGUUUCAGUGUACACUAGUACUUCAUUGGAGUGUAAAAAAACUCUUUAAGCUCCUUGGAAAAAACCAUCAUAAUACAGUGUGCUGAUUUUAAAGUAUUUUCAGAACACUAAAAUCAGGAGUAUAUUGGAGAUAGAAGGACUUGCUAGGUCCUUUGUGGAUUCCUUAACUUGUCUGAAUUUUUUUAAUUACUGAGAAGUAGCUGUAGUCUAUUACAAGGUCUUUGUACAUAGAAAAAAA